AUGGUAUCCCCUAACAAUAUCUCUAAUAAGGUUACCCAUCUUGUACAACGCUUCCAUGGCCUCGAAGCCAGAGGAUACACCUCUGUUAUUGUUGAAAUUGUCAUGAUAUGUCUUGCCUUUAUUCUUGUGCUUAACAGAUUCUGUGUUCGCUUCCACAUAGGGCAGAAACCAGGUUUGGAUGACUACGUGAUCCUUGCUUCCUUAGCUUUCUGUACUGCAAUGAAUGCUGUUAAUAUUGCGGCAAUUCAUUAUGGCUACGGCAAAUAUACCUGGGAAGUCUCCAAAGAUGAUAUGUGCAUCGCAUUAAAGAUCCUCUACAAAUGCACUAUAAAUCUAACCAAGAUUUCAAUUGUGCUGCUCUACCGCCGGAUUUUUGAAACCACCAAAUUUCGAUUCCCAUACAUCUGUGAUUGCAUCAUUGGUGUGGUUGCCGCAUAUGCCCUCGUUAGCAUUAUUGUGACUCUGUUCGAGUGUGCGCCCAUGGCAAGAGUUUGGGAUAGAUCAAUUCCUGGAGCUUGCAUUAAUUUCACCGCAUUCUGGUAUAUGAAUGCUGCUUGGAAUAUUUCAACGGACUUGCUUAUCUUCCUCUUACCGAUGCCUCUAAUUCACACCCUUAGCCUUCCUACCAGGUCUAAAAUCGGCUUGACAGCGGUUUUUGCUAUGGGACUCUUUGUAUGUGCAACAUCUAUUUUACGGAUGAAGUCUCUUGAUGUUUCUUCGAAAUCUCCAGACCCAAGUCACGGCACACUCAUUUCUACGAUGUGGACUACUAUCGAGGCCAAUACCGGCAUAAUUUGCGCGUGUCUUCCAAUGCUCCGAAUUCCACUUGCUCAAAUUUUAGAAUAUUUGUCGAGUUGGUAUCGUCAGCUACUAUCCGUCAAGGUUAAAGAGAGUAGUACCACAAUGAGAGUGCACAAUUCACCAAAAGAUAACACCAAAAGGGACAAGCCUUUCACUGGGUGGAUUAAGGGCAACCGUACCAAUAAGUGA
Messenger RNA from Ophidiomyces ophidiicola, 990 nucleotides. RefSeq lists its product as uncharacterized. The coding region runs from base 1 to 990 and encodes 329 amino acids. The transcript has 5 exons. The record is from RefSeq and is a predicted model, not a curated record. Lineage: Eukaryota; Fungi; Ascomycota; Eurotiomycetes; Onygenales; Onygenaceae.